AUGGCUUCUUCGUCUUUUUCUUCUGCUCUGGUUAUGUUUUCUGUUUUGGUUCUUCUCAGAACGGAACGAUGCAUGGCGAAAAAGAUUCAACUUGGUUCUAGACUGACAGUUCGAGACAACCAGACAUGGAUAUCGAAUAACCGAACGUUUGCGUUUGGGUUCACACCAACUGAAUCGAGAAACCAGUUUCACUUAGCAGUUUGGUAUAACGAGCUUCCGGGGGAUCGAGUAAUAGUUUGGUCAGCAAAUAGAAACUCACCAGUGGGAAAAGAUGCAAUCUUGGAGCUCGACAACUCUGGAAAUCUAGUGCUCAUCGACGGGUAUAAAAUCAUUUGGUCAUCAAACACGUCAGAUUCCGGUGUGCAUAAUGCUGAAAUGUCAGAUUCCGGUAACUUUGUUCUGUAUGACACAUAUCUUACUCCUGUUUGGCAAAGCUUCUCACAUCCGACUGAUACGCUUCUUCCAGGCCAGAACUUGACAGUCUCGCUAGAACUUGCUUCUUCUAAUUCUUCUCCUGCUUACGGUGGUUUUUACACACUUAAAAUGCUACAAGAAAGAACUUCAUUAAGCCUAGCUUUAACGUAUAACUUACCGGAGUCUUACAAUGGAUCUCAGGUGACUCAAAGUAACUACUCGUAUUGGUCGGGACCUGAAGUGUCGAAUGUUACUGGAAAGGUGUCCGCAGUUCUGGAUGAAUCAGGGAAUUUCGGUAUAGUGUAUGGUGAAUCUGCUGAAGGAACUGUUUUUGUAUACAAGAGUGAAAUCGAUGAGACUCGCUCGAACGGUAGAGUAGUACUCCGCCGCAUAACACUUGAGAAGAACGGGAACUUACGCCUGUAUCAUUGGGAUGACGACGUAAAUGGCUCUAGACAGUGGGUACCAGAAUGGGCGGCAGUGUCAAAACCUUGUGAUAUUGCAGGAGUUUGUGGCAAUGGGAUAUGCAAUUUGGAUGGAAGCAAGAGUAAUGCUAGUUGCAAUUGUUUGCCAGGAACCCAAUGCUCACCGAAUUUAUUUGUUAGACCCAAAUGUGAUCACCAGCAAGAAAAUUUGACAUCCCAGUUCAAAAUCGCAACGAUUUCUCAAACAAAUUACUACUUUUCUGAAUCAUCGGUGCUUGAAAACUAUACUGGCGUUUCAACAGUAUCAAAAUGCGGUGAUAUAUGUCUAUCUGAUUGUCAGUGUGUUGCUUCAGUUUAUGGACUAAAGGAGGAGAAACCCUACUGUUGGAUUCUGAGGAAUUUAGAAUUUGGAGGUUAUGAGGAUCCAGGUUCAACCUUGUUUGUGAAGAUUGGGAAAAAUGUCUCAAUAACGUCAGGCCGUAAUCCAAGAAAUUCUGGAGGAAAUUCCAAUUCCAAUAGUACCCGCAACAAGGUUGUCAUUAUUCCAAUUGUUCUCUGCAUGUUGGCCGUCAUUGGUUUACUCUGCUUCUUGCUAUAUUAUACUGUCCACCGGCGAAGAUCCUUACAGAGAGACAUGGAGAGAUCGCUGACUGUCUCCGGGGCUCCAUUGAAUUUUAGUUACAGACAUUUGGAGAGUGCGACGAAUAAUUUCACUCACUUGCUAGGAGCUGGUGGCUUUGGGAGUGUGUACAAGGGGAGCAUUGGAGAUGGAACUCUGGUUGCAGUUAAGAAACUGGAAAGGGUUUUGCCUCAUGGAGAGAAGGAAUUCAUAACAGAAGUGAACACCAUUGGGUCGAUGCAUCAUAUGAACUUAGUUCGCUUAUGCGGGUUCUGCUCGGAAGGAACAAAACGGCUUCUUGUUUAUGAGUACAUGAAGAAUGGGUCACUGGACAAAUGGAUUUUUCCUUCUUACGGUGGUAGUCGAGAGAUCACAGACAGGAUACUAGAUUGGAAGACUAGAUUCCUCAUAGCUACUGAAACAGCACAAGGAAUCGCAUACUUCCAUGAACAAUGUAGGAACCGGAUCAUACAUUGUGACAUAAAACCAGAAAACAUUCUCUUAGAUGACAACUUUCAUCCCAAGGUAUCAGAUUUUGGGUUAGCAAAACUGAUGGGUAGAGAGCAUUCGCGUGUUGUGACAAUGAUUAGAGGAACACGAGGAUAUUUGGCACCAGAGUGGAUCAGUAACCGGCCAAUUACUGUUAAAGCCGACAUUUACAGCUACGGAAUGUUGCUGCUAGAGAUCAUUGGUGGAAGGAGAAACCUGGACAUGUCUCUGGAUCCAUCUAGCUUCUACUUUCCUGGCUGGGCUUUUAAGGAGAUGACAAGUGAAACACCGAAAAGAGUUGCCGAUAAAAGGUUAAAUGGGGUGGUGAAUGAAGAUGAAUUAGUAAGAGCCCUAAAAGUUGCAUUCUGGUGCAUUCAAGAUGAGGCAUGGAUGAGACCUUCGAUGGGCGAAGUCGUGAAGAUGUUAGAAGGGUCAGUUGACAUCAGCCAACCACCGAUGCCUCAAGCAGUUUCAGAGCUGAUUGCAGAAGGGUUGGAUCAUGUAUACAAAGCAAUGAAAAGAGAAUUCAAUCACUGCGAAUCUAAAAUCUUCACAAGUGGACCUUCUUCCCUUGCUACUUACAGUAAUUCCUCAAUGUCACCAAGAUAACAUAGAAAAGAGUUGUUCAUGGAGUCAUUUUGUG
Molecule: messenger RNA, 2590 nt
Organism: Papaver somniferum (opium poppy)
Lineage: Eukaryota; Viridiplantae; Streptophyta; Magnoliopsida; Ranunculales; Papaveraceae
Product: G-type lectin S-receptor-like serine/threonine-protein kinase At5g24080
Exons: 5
Coding region: 1-2556 (851 amino acids)
Biological process (GO): recognition of pollen; protein phosphorylation
Molecular function (GO): protein serine/threonine kinase activity; ATP binding
Source: RefSeq, a predicted model, not a curated record